CGGAGUGUCACCUGGGUGCUCAUAGGCAUAUACGCGCACAAACACACACACAGAGAUACUCCACUAAUAUACAAACGUCAUUGCAUAUUAAGUCCGUUUUUACCUUAAUUCGUCUCUCUAUCUCCUUCUCUUUAGCUAUAUUCUUCUCUAUGUCUCGCUUAUUUGUCAUUAACACGCUCACACGGAUAUGUUAAUGCGAAUCACUACCGGUACGUGUCACUCGCUCAUAGCUCACCGACGAUGUAGAUAUGAUUGGACUAGCAAUUGUAUUACUGUUUCGCGAUCGUCGCUUUUACCUAUAGCGUUUACGCAACCAGAAAAUUUAAUUAAAUGGGAUUAGUGUUAACCGAUGUGUCGGCCAUCGCACUUGAUAUGUGUCUUUUCUUCUUCCAAAGUUCUCUUCGCAGGUUCCUUCGCGAAGAUACUCAUGUAGAUGUCUAUACGAAUAUACAUAUAUGUGUAGAGAAGACGAGCUAGUCAAUCGAGACAAGGUGUCGAAGAUACUCUGGUUUAGACAACCUAGAUAUUGAAAUAAAUGAAGAAGGGAAAAAGAGAAUAAAUGAUAGAGAGAAAGAGAGAGAGAAAAUUUAUAACGAAGAGAAAAAAUCUUGUACGUGACAAACGGGAAGUUUGUCAGGAUGAAGAUGAGAAAGUGGUAAAACUGGGAAGUGGUCGAUUUCAUUAGUCUUUGGUUCAUCUCGUUUUUACUCCAUCUUUUUUUCAUUGAGGGAGCAAUUCGGAGCCCGAGCCUGAGCCCGAGCACCGCUUACGAACACUGCCUUGAAGGCUGAGAGAAGAGGAAGGUGGUGCUGAGGUGGUGAAGUGGUGAGAGGUGGAUGAGGAGAAGAGGAGCCGUAUAGUAGUGUAUAUCGUGUCAUAAUCGACAUCGAAGAAUCGCAUUGUCCUUCUCGAUAGAACGCCCCUAAUUCUGGCUUGUUAACGAGACCGCGUGUCCGUCGCCGAGAAACAGCCGGCCUUGUGCGUCGCUCGCUAACGCAGCAGCUGUGUGUCAUUGUCCCACUGCCCCACACACCGCGGCCUCAUGAUUGGUUCAUUCUGGAACCUCUGCCGUGCGUGCCCUUCAAUGCCGAUUGACAAGCAGCUUCAUUCGGAAUACAGGAGCACGUACACAUGGCACGAAUAUACAGGACCGCACGCGGAGCUCGCGGUUGUGCGACGUGCGCCGCAACCACCACCGUUAUCGACGAAGCAACCAAGCGCGAAGCUGCAAUCGGCCAAGUCAACCGAGGAUGAGAACAGCGAAGGGCCCACUCUGGAACCGCCAUUACCUAGAAGAAAGAAAUGUCCAGAGCUUGCUUACAAGACGCAUGAAUUUAUCACAGCAGCAGACGGUGGUGGUAUCGAUGCAAUUGAUUCGAACGUCGUAGCUGAUAAGCAGGAAGUCACAUCGACACUGCCACCAAGUCAGCUCAGCAAAGCGAUAUCUCGUAUAAGCACCGAAUAUCGGUUGCAAUUUGCAUGGCCUAGAAAACCACAGCUGAUGAAUGGCGAAACUCAUGCACCGGUUUUAGCGGCGGGUCUUUCCGCGGGCACUACAGGUCCUCCAAGGAAAUCGCUCAGUAUGGGAGCUCUUAAACAAGGCAUGACGACUACUGGACCGGCACCGGUACACAAAAAGCGACCAGGAGACUUCGAUCACAAACGCGACGGAAUUCAGGCAUCAGAACUGGAACCAUUAGUAGGCAGCGGAACGGAUACAAUCGACGGCAUGGUACCAGAAGGCGACGAGCGCGAAGAGGAUUUGACGGAUUUGAAAAUAACUUUCAGGAAUAAAAAGUCAAAUAAAAUCGUGCGGGUAUCGGACAAUAAGAAGUCGGGCAAAUCGCAACCGAAACCAUUUCCCAUGGCGGAGGUAAUCGAACUUCGGCGACUCGCUGACGAGUACAAGCAUCGUGACUGGGGUUGUGGUCUGACGGCCGAAGACGAGGCUUCAUUGUGGAAACAAGUCUCCAAUAAUCAUGCACUCAACGCUCUAUCUCUUGCCAGAUCGGUUACCAAGGAGGAAAAGGAGAAAGAGAAUAGGAAGGUUGCACCGAUUGUCAAUAUGGUUACAACAAUGCCACCAGCGGGUCGACCAUCUUCGGUGCAAGCUAGACCGAUACAUGGUAUAUUGCAGGAUGACACUAAAGCGGAUAAUGAUCGAGCCAUUGCUCGCGCAAGAAAGGAUUUCUUGAUCCGCCAUCAUCUUGAUCGUACUACUGGUGUGGGUGACGGUGCACUGCUUCCCUCUCCGACACGAGAGAAGUUGGAGCCAGUCAUCCCACGACGACGCGACGAUAUCAAGGAGCAUCGAGAUGAAAUUCAGCCACGAACUAAAUCCAGUCCGAAGAACAGUCCGAGAACCGGACGCUCGCAAAGUCUUGGACCGACUGUCACUGACCGCAGAUCACCUAAACGUCAGCCUAUACGUGCACCAUCAGUUACUAAGGACGCUAAGGAGAAGGAGAAAGAGACGAAGGAUAAGGAACAAAGAGAAAAAAGCAGCGAGCGCGAAAGGCAUCCACGACCGACGGGUGUUUCAGCGGCGGGCCCAGGCCAUCGUGUCCGUUGGAGCAUACGAGAGUUCGCGACUCCAGUUUCCUCAGUGACUGGCUCGUUGACACCAUCUAUACCGCCAUUAUCGCCGCCACCCCCGGGCCCAGGGCCUACUCUACUUCACAGGAAACCCUUGCAAGCCGCGCAUCGUAAAUCCUUCCUCGCGACCACCGCCCUUCCCCAUCGCCCUCUUCAUCAUGCCAAAUUCACAACCACCAUCACCACCAACACCACCACCACUGUCACUACCGCUAACAGUACUAGUGCAAGUACCGCCCCGGUAAAACGUUCCCCGGUAAAGCAUUCGGUUCAUACGACCGUCCAUCACCCACCUACGUCGGGUGCUGCUGCUGCGGCCAGGCCGGAGCGCGGCGUUAAAGAUUUAAGCCAAAGGUGCCGAAGUGCGAAUGACGAGGUUCAGACAAAAUUGGCCCGCGGGCAUCCAGCAGCUGCGGCUGCAGCCGCCGGCAAUGAUCCAUCAUCCAAAUCAUCCCUCGAUACGCGAUCCGCAUCAAAUCAAGCCGCUACUGCCGUCGUCCAAGCUAUGACGGCGGAGCCCCAGAUAAACGGGGAUGUCACCGGUGGAGACUCAAGUGUCGCUUCGACGCCACCGUCGCAAACACACGCGGUAGCACCGAUAUCUGCUACACAAGCAAAUCAAUGGUUGGAUGACGAACCAGUAGUGAAGAGUCCGCCGGAACCGACAAGGGUAAAGUCGCCAGAACAGAUGAUCAUGCGUUCGCCAGAACCUGUAAACUGGACCGUACCUCUUGACACUGGCAAAACUUUCACUGUUACGCAAAAUGUCCGAGAAGAACCCCUCACGCGUCCGCAUAGCGAGACAAAGACGUGGGCACCAUCGUCUGUACCAUCAGCACCGCAAUCAGCACCUCCAGAACUCGCGGCACAACAUAAAUCACAGCAUUCUCAGCACUCCGGCUACAAGUCGCCCGAGAGUGAAAGCGUCUCACUUGGUAGUUUUAGCGGCAUAAACGGCCACAAGGAUCUGGACUCAGAAAGGGAUAGUCCAUUGCCCACGAAUAUACAGGAUACAUCCACGAAGACUGAGAAGAUAAUUGAGGAGACGAAAGAACGACAAAGCCCAGAAUCGUCGGCAAAAUCCGUGGCAGGUACGAAUUUGAGAUGCUUGGAGGAUCCGAUGUUCGAAGAGAAGAAAAAAGAUAGCAGUCUGCCGACAACGACGACGCUGGUGACAACAACUACGUCAUCUACGUCACCUGCAACACAAAGUUACCGUAUUCUCGAGGCUGAAUCGUCACCUCAGGAUACUGGCGGUACUACGAGCACCGGAAGUAGCACUGUAGGCGGUUAUCACGUUUUAGAGGCACCAGCAAUAGUGCCGGAAUCCACACAACGCUCGGCGGCGAGUGACGUUCUUGAAAAAGCGCGUAAUCGCUUUGACAAGUUCUGGGGAAAAGGUAAUAAUGGCUCAGAGAAUUAGAAGUCUCCCGCGUUCUUUAAAAAAAAAAGGAAAAGAACGUUUCAACGAAGGAUUCCACGUUUUUUGUCUCGGAAAGGCAAGAUGACCCUCCCUGAAAAGGGACAAAAUUCCACCUUCCUUCCCGUUGGUCUGACCACGUACUGUCAUAGCUUCUAAUUGCUUGAGAAACGAGAUAGUAGUACAUGAAAAAGUGAAGAGAUGAGCCGAGAUAAUGUCCCCGAAAAAAACUUUUCCCACUGAUCACCGAUGAUAAUUUAAGAUCCUCGUGACCGAAACCUUUCAGAUUUCUUCACAUUAGCGUAUUGCUGAUUCUGAUAUUCGAAAAAAAAUCACAUUUACCGAAUAUAAAUUAGAAUUUCUCAAAGAAUACGAUCGCACAUCAAUAUGAAAAGAAAUAUUUUCAUUAAAAAAUAAAAAGGCAAGAGACAACUGUAACAACUAAUCAAUGCUGCUGAAGAUUCCUGAAAAUUAUGAUCGAUAAUUGAUUUACGCGUUUAUUGGAGACAACUAAAGUGCAAAAAUAGUAUACGAUCAAAAUGAUCAAGAUGAUAUUAAAUAUCUGGAAUUAAACAAGAUUAGAUCCUAAAACUUCCACGAAGGAAUAUAAAUUCGAAACGAUAAAAAAAUCUUUAAAUCAAAUUAUCGAUCAUUAAUACGAAAGUUUUAAUAAGAAAGUUUUUUCUUUCUUCGCAAUUAGAAGAUAGACCGUAGAAUAUCGUGGAUCCGCGCAGAUAUAUCAUUAUUACAAAACAAUUAACAAAAAAAUGAUGUCAUUCCUGACAAAAAAACGUAAAGAUAAAGAAUCCAAAUUAGGGUGAAGGACUGACACGAAAAACUUAUACAAUGACGGUGCGUGCAGGUAAUGCGUCGGUUUCGAAUUCAAGGAAUAACUUGAGAACAUAACUAUUUAACAUUUACACACACAUGCUUACAUAUACAAACACAUGCUAAAAAGAUAUUCGUAUAUUUCAUCUUCGAUUGAUCAAUAAUCUCAUUGCGUGAUUUCAUAGGUUGCAAAAACAAAAUACAAUAGAUCACGUGAGAUGCAUAUAGGUGCGUAAAUUUAUUUGCUCAUCCAUCUUGUUUGGAAUAUUUUUCAUAUUUCAUAUAAAAGACAAAAAAAUAUUGCAAAGUGUAUCUGUCAAAAUACAUCGUUUUAUUUAUAUUAAUAUAUGGGAUAAAUAUAUAUAGUAAUGUUUCUUCUUUGUGCAAAAUUAGCUGCAAAAAAUGGGAUGUAAAAGGAUUUAUUUUAUCAAAAACUUUUUCUUUUUUUAUCCACAUAUACACACACAUAUAUAUAUAUAUAUAUAUCAAACAUAUAUGCGGAUACAAAUACACGUACGCACAUACAUACGUGCAUUUACCGACACGUGGACAAGUAUUUAAGACGAAAUACACAUUUACGCGAAUACAUUAACGUUAUAUAGGAUAUUAAAGUGGUCCCGUACAUACGAGAUCGACACAUAGUUAAAUCCGAAUUCUUUUUCCAUUUAUAAAACUCGAAGCCGAGUAUCGAGUAUCGAUAGGUAAAAAAACAGCUUGUUGCUAUAAAUAAAUAAAAUCGGGAAGAAUAAGUAGCCUUUUAAUCGCUUCUCGUGCGUUUUAUAUAAGUCUAUAUAUGGAAUAUAUAAUAAUUAUAUUAACACGUAUACACUAUGUAUACAAUUAUGGGAUAUUAUAGCACUCGCGGAUUAUAAAUAAAGUGCGGUAUCUCAUUGAGAAUUCUUCAGAUCGGCAAUAUCACUAUUAAAUAAUAUUAUUCAAUGAAAUACUAUUAUGCAACUUAAUUAUUUGCAGAAGAUUAUGCCUAAAUAUUUUACGACAAA
Molecule: messenger RNA, 5844 nt
Organism: Camponotus floridanus (Florida carpenter ant)
Lineage: Eukaryota; Metazoa; Arthropoda; Insecta; Hymenoptera; Formicidae
Product: mucin-5AC
Exons: 18
Coding region: 1043-4018 (991 amino acids)
Biological process (GO): negative regulation of centriole replication
Molecular function (GO): microtubule binding
Source: RefSeq, a predicted model, not a curated record